GUCUCACAGUUGCUUACAUUGAUUAUUCUAUUAAUUCCGCGCUUCGAUUGGCGGGGUCGAUACUCUUAUCGAAAUGUUUUCUCUACCAUUCUUUAAUCACAUAUUGAGUGUCGUACACGUAAACAUAUAUAGACUAAAUAUAAUAGAAUGAAUCAACCGAAUGUGUUCAGUGUUUAAACAUCGAAUUUCCGCGAUUAUAUAGUAUUGUUCAUUAGCAGGGAAUAAUUGCCUCUGCUGAAUCAUCAUUUGUUCAUGAAAUUGUUUGCAAUUCAAUUACAUGUAUUAUUUACGUGAUAUGCAUUGGGUUAAGAUGGUGAAACUUUAUGCCCUCACUGUCCUGUACAAAGGUCCGACUUCUGCGACUGCACUGAAAUGUGCUUAUGAUGUAGAAUCAUUUUCCUACUUCCAGAGGAGUAGUGUCAGAGAAUUUAUGGCUUUCGUCAGUAAAACGAUAACGGAGAGAACUCAAAUCGCGGCUCGACAGAGCGUCAAGGAAGGAGAAUACAUGUGUCACGUGUACGUCAGAGGUGACAAUCUAGCCGGAGUUCUCAUAUCGGAUCACGAAUAUCCAAACCGGGUCUCACACACUCUAAUUACCAAAGUAUUGGAUGAAUUUGCGGCUCGGCAUCCUUCGAACACAUGGGCAACAUUAAACGAAGCGACCGCCGAUUUUCCACAAAUUAAUACGUACCUAGCCAAAUAUCAAAAUCCUCAGGAGGCUGAUUCGCUUACAAAAAUGCAAAAUAAUCUUGAUGAGACGAAGAUCAUAUUGCAUAGUACACUGGAGGCCGUACUCCAAAGAGGCGAAAAACUGGACGAUCUUGUUGCGAAAUCCGAAGGUCUGAGUGUACAGUCAAAGGCGUUUUACAAGACGGCGAGAAAAACUAACUCGUGUUGCAGUUUAACAGCUUAAUGAAAAAUUUUAAGGAUCGCGGGUUAACACAGAUGAAUUAAUCAUCCCAUUGUCAUUCAGCAUGAUCAUCAAAUGCCUGUUUGCGAUUCUACAAUAACCGUGGAGUAGCCAGCGUUACAUCCGACAUUGUUGUACGUGAUAAAACCAAAUGAUAUGUUAUGGGGCUGCGUUGAUUAUGGAGAAUUAGUUUUUUUCGAAAAUGAGCUAUAAACUUUCGAGAACCGCUGGUAUUCCUGAAAAAUGAGGUCGUAAACAAACAAAAUAAAAAGUUUUCAAUGUUUAGCUUAUAUUUAGGGAGCUUCUAAUUCUGAGAUGCUCUCAUCAGAGCUUAUCAAAGGAAAUCUCUAAAUUUAUUGUUUCCUUAUAUAUGAAUUGCGAGAAAUUCCAUUACGUAUCUCCAAAUUAUCAAAGAGAAAUUUCUUCAAUUAUUUUUGUCUUUAUUCAUUUUUCCGAAAGUUAAAAACAGUUUUUUAACGAUUUCCAUUAAUGAUAAACGUGUAAUCAUGAAUCGGAAUUUUUUUUCGGUUAUUUAAAUCCAAAGUUGAAAAAAAAAAAAUAAUUAAUGAUGAAGAAAAAAUUGUUUGAAAAUCCCAAUGGCAUGUAAAACCCUUGAAUAAAUUGCCUCCUCUGAAUGUCGCAAGAUGUUAAAUAACAUCACUGACGAAAUAUUGGAAAACGCAAAAAAAAGUAUUAUCGGGAAAAUUGCAACAUUUUUUUCCCACUGCUUGAUUUUUUCUUCCGCUCCACAAAAUUUACAUAACGGUCCUAAUUAAAUUUUGAGAUCCUCUGACUCGUCGAAGAUUCCUAAAAAAAAAGGAUAAUGUUGCUUUAAUUUUGUGUGUCUUGUAUUAUGAAACGAAAACAAGAAAUGGAAGUUUAAAAAUGUUUAAAAGUGUGACACAGUAUUACAUUCCAAUCGAAAAAAAAGUUUCCACAAUUAUUGAAUUUAGUUCAAUAAUUAUUCACCUUCAAUGUCGUCGGAGAUCUCAUUAUUUUCCUAUAGUAUUGACAUACAUUGAGAGGAAAAAUUAUUUUUUUUUCUUUCUCACUUAUCAAACAGUUUCCGACAAUUGAGUAAAUCGCGAAACAAUUUGGGAACAAAAAAUAUUCGCACUCCAACAAGUGUUGUUGGUGGAUAGUAUUGGACAAAAGUAUAUUCAAUUUUUUUUUCAUUCGAAAAACAUAAAGCAACAAAUUUAGUUUACUGAUUGAAAGAAUUUACAGGGGAAAGUAAAUUUUUAUUGUUUUUUCACCAUCCUUCUGUGCACGUUUUCUUACCAAUGAACAAUCCGCCAUGAUCAAUUAUCUCUGUCCAUUCCUACAGAAUCUUCGGAUUAUCGAAACCUCUUGACGACCGUCUUUCCAUUGUAAAAUCGAAAAAUACUAGUUGUGAAAGAAGAUGGAGCAACAAAAAAGUACACAGUUGCACAAAUUAUGGACUCAAUUUGUCGUGCGUUGACGAAACGAUGAUUGUUAUCCAUCGUACAUUAUUAUGGUAUAUCGAUUCAAAAAUAUGAAUGCUAUAUUGAUCGUUGCGAAUGAAGAAUUUCUGUGUAAUAUAUGUGUGGAAUCGAUGUUUAUAUUUUAGUGCGAAAUCAAGGGGAAGUACAGUUAGAAAUUUACGAAUAAAUGCUACAGAUGAUUGAAAAAAUUAUUUUCUGCUCGCUGAUGAAGGAUGGCUCGAUGAAAAGAAUUAGAGAUUAUUUCGAGUGGAUGAUGUAGUGCAAUUUUUAGAAUACUAAUCAAUAAUUUAUUCUAUGAUUUCAAAGUUUGCAUUGUUCAAAUGUGGAAUUUGCGGUUCAAUUGAAUUCCUGUUGCAAUUCAGAAGAAAAAAGUUGCAGAAAUGAAUUCAAAUAUUUCGAAACAUGAAAGCACAUUCGUUCCACCGAAAAGGUGCGAUCCUCAAAAUCACUCUUCGUUUGCUUUUUAGAAGAUAUUACGUCGUACUUCCUUAGCGUUUACCUUUUUCCACGUGAGAAAAAAGAACGAAAAAUAACCAACGAAAGGGCUGAUACAUUUCUCAAUAGUGUCGACAAAACGAUACGCGGGAUUUGAACUGUGUAAAAUGUGUAUUCAACUAUAAUGUAUGUAUAAUACUAUUCUAUGUGUAUAAUACUUGAACUACUUGUAUCCAUUUAUAUUAUAUAUCAAAAGAGCGAAAAAUUCA
Molecule: messenger RNA, 3080 nt
Organism: Venturia canescens
Lineage: Eukaryota; Metazoa; Arthropoda; Insecta; Hymenoptera; Ichneumonidae
Gene: Ykt6
Product: YKT6 v-SNARE
Exons: 4
Coding region: 278-913 (211 amino acids)
Biological process (GO): endoplasmic reticulum to Golgi vesicle-mediated transport
Cellular component (GO): Golgi apparatus
Molecular function (GO): SNAP receptor activity
Source: RefSeq, a predicted model, not a curated record